This is a messenger RNA of Atta colombica, 951 nucleotides long. RefSeq names its product RNA polymerase II subunit A C-terminal domain phosphatase SSU72 (gene Ssu72). The transcript has 4 exons. Lineage: Eukaryota; Metazoa; Arthropoda; Insecta; Hymenoptera; Formicidae. Gene Ontology annotation, biological process: termination of RNA polymerase II transcription. Gene Ontology annotation, molecular function: RNA polymerase II CTD heptapeptide repeat phosphatase activity. The record is from RefSeq and is a predicted model, not a curated record. Gene Ontology annotation, cellular component: nucleus; mRNA cleavage and polyadenylation specificity factor complex. Bases 273 to 860 code for a protein of 195 amino acids.
CCCGUAAUUGCUCUUAAAUAAUCCGUUAGGAUAAUUUCAUCUCGCCGUGGGGAAUGAUUAACGUUCGCUCGGGCUGCAUUGCGCCUCCAUUACAUUUCGAUUAAAUUCAGAUAAAAAGAAAUAAAUUACACUCGCAUAAAAAAUUUAUACGUCGCGUAUCACAUGCAUCCUUUGUAACCUUUCAAAUAUAACCUUCAAACGCGAAAUUAUCUUUGGUUAGGCGAUUUCACGACUAUCACGGCCUUUUUACCGUUGGUAGAACACGCGGAAAAAUGCCAGCACCAAAUUCCAUCAGCGUAGCUGUAAUAUGUUCCAGUAACAUGAACAGGAGCAUGGAGGCACAUGCUUUUCUGAGCAAAAAGGGAUUUAAUGUGAAAUCAUUUGGAACUGGAGACAAGGUCAAAUUACCUGGUACUGCACCAGACCGCCCUAAUAUCUACGACUUUGGAACUUCAUAUGAUGAGAUCUAUAAUGAUUUAUUGAUGAAAGACAAGCAAUAUUAUACACAGAAUGGUUUACUACAUAUGUUGGAUCGGAACCGUCGAAUAAAACCUAGACCGGAACGAUUUCAAUUGUCCAAGGAUAAGUUUGAUAUUCUAAUUUCAUGCGAGGAACGUGUAUAUGAUCAAGUUAUCGAAUGCAUGGAAUCUAAAAUUAAAGAAGAUAAUCAACCUGUGCAUUUGAUUAAUAUUGAUAUUCAGGAUAAUCACGAAGAGGCCACAGUAGGCUCGUUUCUUAUAUGCGAGCUAGUAACAGUGUUGGCAAAUAGUGAAGACUUAGACAAUGACAUAGAUGAACUACUCCAUGAAUUUGAGGCCAAAUUUGCAAGAACAAUAUUGCACACUGUGUUAUUUUACUGAAAAAUCCGACACAAGAAUUAUCAAGAAUCUGGUGUUCAUCAAUUUGAAAUUUAUUUAUAACAGAAAUUCAAAUUAAUUAUAUAUAAUUUAC